GAGGGCUUCCUAUUAGGAGAUGUAAGGCAAGAAGAGACUGUCAGCAUCAGCGACACACAGAUCAGCAGUGCAGAAUUGGUCCAGGUAGUAGAAAUCCAUAACCAUGAUCCUUGCGCACAGUUGUUUAGAAUGUCAUUGGUUGGUACCGGUUCCGGAGAAACACGCAGCAGCAGAUGUCGUUCAGGGAACAGAUCAUCCACAAACAGCUGACUCAACUGCUCGGCGUACCCGACCUCGUCUUCCUUCUCUUCAGCUUCAUCUCUACCGCCAACAGCUCCACGCAUGCACUCGAGUAUGUGCUCUUCAGACCUAACCGCAGUAGGUACAACCAGAGGAUUACGCUCACAAUCCCAAACCUUGGCAACACCAGCCAGCAGGAAUACAAAGUCUCCUCAGUGCCCAACACCUCGCUUAACUACGCCAAGGUCAUCAAAGAGCACGGGGCAGAAUUCUUUGACAAAGAUGGUGUGAUGAAAGAUAUCCGAACAAUAUUCCAAGUCUACAGUGCACUACAAGAUAAAGUACAGGCUGUGUGUGGAGAAGUAGAACAAAGUGAACGUGUUAAAGAGAAAAUUCAAGAGGACGUGAACAAACUUAAACAACAAAUUGCUCUCAGGAAACGCAAGACAGCAGAAGAGGAGAGAAAAAUCCGUGAAGCCCAAAAUGCAGACUCCCAUUCCUCCCCAGAGGAGAACACAGAACCUUCUGAAUCCUCCCUUCUGUCCAGAAUAACCUUCCACACACCCUCAGCCCCGGAGCGGCCCAGUACCUCACCUAACCCACCAUCUUACACUGACCUCUUGUCCCAAGAUGACUCUUUGAUCUCCUCUUCCUCGCCACCUACCAGUGCUGCUCUGUUGCCCCGGCCCCAAGCUGUGGGCUCUCCAGGACACCCUACUCCUGGCCCUCUGGGGAUGGGCCUGGGGAUGGGCCUUGGGCUGGGCCUAGGCCUCGGCACCAGUUCAAACCCUGUCACCACACCCAGCACUCCCUAUCUUGGCAAUGGUGACGGAUCAAGCUCUGACUCUUUAGACAGACAAGCCGCAGGGCAGGAAGAUGAUGAUGAUGACGAGGAUGAUGACGAUGAUGAAGACGAGGACAGUAGCGAAUAUGAGAACUUAGUGAGUGAAGGCGCUCAUCUGCCAAUGGUCUCUGCCAGCGUUUUAGCUCAAGGCCGACCAGCUGCCCUCAGUCCUGAUGGGGACGCUCGUGGUUCACAGACCACAUAGAAACUUGCCACAGGAUGUGUAAGGGACACAAAUAUGUGACACACCUUGACGGGUGGGCAUCUGAAGCAAUCAAAGAUAGGCAAAUAUAGACAAAAGAAGUGCCAGUCCUGAAAGUGAAAGGCAUGCGCAAGUGGUGUCCCACUGUGUGUAUUUCUUCUUGUCUUAGUCUGAUCUCCAUUUUAAGGGGAAACCUUGCUAGGCUUUGCAGGCUUAACAGGUGAAUCUCACUGGGGGAAAGUCGUCUGUUUUCAUGUUCUCUUUGGAAUGGGCUGGUCAAGUUAUUUAAGUGUGGAUCUGUCUGCUUUCGGGAUCAGCUAUUGCAAUGUAAUUUCUGCCAACUGGUUGGCAAACUGGCUCUUUAACAGACAGGGCCACACUUUCUGUAUGUUCUGUGUCUGUGUUCUUUUGUUUCACAUUUGCAUCACCAACUUUGAGCACCCACUCUUUCAUUACCUCUUGCACUAUUUUUUUGCUUUCUUUUAAACAAACCAUUGAAGAAAGCAAAGGGAAAAAUAUUCUGCGGCCUUCAAAACAAAUUCACUGAAGUAGGCAAAUGGUUGUUAACUUUUUAUUUUUAAAUUUGAAGAAAGAGAUUUAUAUGUAAUUAGAAUUUCUUUAACGUGCACAUUUCUCACUUGAUUGUGGACAUUUUUCUUUUCCAUGUUUCACAGUGUUGAAUUAAUCAUACAGUUGCCUAUUUAAAUGAUGAAGAAUAGAUUGAAAAACAAAAUUUACUCUGCCACUUAUAUAAUGGGUGCUUUAUAUAUACAUAUAUAUAUUUUUUGUCAGAUUAACAGUUAAUCUAAUUUGAUUGACAAUAAUGUCAAUGUCUUGUUCUUCUUGGAUAACACUGAAAUUGUAUGCGCUUUGCUGCACUUAACAAAAUUUAAGAUUUCUUUAUUAUUGUGCUAUACCAAUGAUGACAUGUUGUGCCACUUGAGUAGUCCUCUUUGACCACCCUGAGCCAAACUCAGCUCAGCUUUUGUGCAUUGUACGGGGUUCACAGGGCAAACACAGUGUACUGUAGCUUUACUAACCAGAUGCUUAAGGUUCCCUUCUGCUGCUGCAACACAGAGAGCUACCACUAAAAAAAACUUGCAUCUGUCUGUUCUUCUUCAUAUAAAAACCUGGCUGCUACUUCCACUUUACAGUGCUGGUUGUCUCAAUACUACUGACCAUGUUCAUUUAACCACUUCAAGCUCACUUCUCACUGACUUGUUCUCUAUUAAAGUCAUAAUGGAAGGCUGAUAUCUCCUGUAGUGUGUGAAUUGUAACCUUGGGAACAGAGACUGAGCCAUCACCUUCCUAUCUUUGCAUAGUUGACCGCAGACCUCAUGUAUUGUGACCUGCUUGGGUCAAUGUUACGUGUAUGGACCUGGAUAAUGUGAUGAAAACAUCAUGACCUUGCUUCAGUAUACAGUGCCUUCCACUCAGGGCAGUUUCUCUCUGCACACAGAACACAUUAACAAAUCUCUUUUAAGAGGUAGAAUUAUAACAAACUGUGUUGUGUUUGCAAUAAUCAACUUCCAGCUUUUUUAUUUCCUUUUUUGUUCAGUCCUGCAAUUACAUGCCUACCUUUCCAUAAUGUUAUGUUUUGUCUACUUGAAACAGUCUUUACUGCUUCCAACUUCCAACUGCUUUCCCUCUUUACUUUCGCUGAUGGCUUCUAAGUGGACCUGUAUCUCUUGGUUACAACUGUGACUUUGCUUGAUUAUUUGAAACUGGAAUUAUAACUGUAAAGUGUGAGGGAGUCUGUGUAGUGACCGAACAGCCUGCAAGGCAAAGUUGGUGAUGUGACAUACAGAUGACUUUUAAACAUCUGGCCCAUUUGAAGACAACAGAAGUGAGGUGUGGAUUGAUUGGAUGCUGGAUGUAGGAUGCCCUCCUUGCAUGAACCGGUUAAUUCUAGACACUGUUAUAUUCAGCAUGGACAGAUGUUUGCACUGCACAUGGAGGGUGUCUGGCAUAGUCAAGAGGCUGCACUCAAUUUGGAAAUUAAGACAUUUUUGUGGUGGGUGACGCUUUGCCUUGUGAACAAGCUCUGCUUUAUUUACGCAGCCUGUUUGUAUGUCAUGUUUUUUGCCUUAGGGUCAUUUCGUUUGCCCUGAUGUGUAAUGCCAAUGCAUCACUGAUCGGGAACUGGCACUCAAAAUGUUGUUUCAUAAUCAGCUGGAGUCACACAAUCACACAAUGUUAAGACAUGACAAAAUCAGUUUGUUAGGAGUGUGGUUUCCUUUGAGUACUGGAAUAUAAUGAGGAAAUAAAUAAUGAAUGUAUAGUAGACAUAGGGGGUUGGGGGUAGCAUUUAAACAGCACUUACUGUAUAAGCUUGUCUCAGUUGAGUGUUGUGGUGGUAUAGAGCAGCAGUUCUCAGUGUUGGUCCUCUCUCUUAAUCCUGGUCUUCAGGCCCCUGGAUGAUUGCUCUUUAAGUCUUUCUUUCUGGCAUCCUUGGCUGUAACCUUGAAAAACAGCAGGUCUUUGGUGCAGAAGACCACCGGUAUAAAGCGUGAGAUGACUAACAUUGUUAGGAUCCUAUACCUAUCAAGUUCCAAAUUAAUACAAAUAUACACUCAUGUACUCUUACUGUAUGGGGUGAUCCUUCACUUCCUCCCCCAAGUGGGCCAUUGCAACAUCAACACCUCCCUGAAGCACAAAGUCCGGAGCACAGCUUAGAUCUUCUUGGCUUUUAUCUGGAUUUGUGUACUUGAUGAAAGUUGACCAAGGACUUGCUUGGAUGAGCACAGAGAAUACGAUUCUUAAACUGGGGGAUAAUAAAUGAGACAUGCAUAUGUGA
This is a messenger RNA of Amphiprion ocellaris (clown anemonefish), 4023 nucleotides long. RefSeq names its product abraxas 2, BRISC complex subunit (gene abraxas2). Gene Ontology annotation, molecular function: microtubule binding; polyubiquitin modification-dependent protein binding. The record is from RefSeq and is a predicted model, not a curated record. Bases 174 to 1229 code for a protein of 351 amino acids. Gene Ontology annotation, biological process: mitotic spindle assembly; protein K63-linked deubiquitination; attachment of spindle microtubules to kinetochore. The transcript is spliced from 7 exons. Gene Ontology annotation, cellular component: nucleus. NCBI's taxonomy places the organism in Eukaryota, Metazoa, Chordata, Actinopteri, Pomacentridae.